This is a messenger RNA of Penicillium samsonianum, 1305 nucleotides long. RefSeq names its product Zn(II)2Cys6 transcription factor. The transcript has 3 exons. The record is from RefSeq and is a predicted model, not a curated record. Gene Ontology annotation, molecular function: transcription cis-regulatory region binding; zinc ion binding; DNA-binding transcription factor activity, RNA polymerase II-specific. The coding region runs from base 1 to 1305 and encodes 434 amino acids. Gene Ontology annotation, cellular component: nucleus. NCBI's taxonomy places the organism in Eukaryota, Fungi, Ascomycota, Eurotiomycetes, Eurotiales, Aspergillaceae. Gene Ontology annotation, biological process: positive regulation of transcription by RNA polymerase II.
AUGUCAACCCCAACCUGGGAGUCCAAAGCCAGAUUGCGCACCCGCACGGGGUGUUUCGAAUGUCGCAAACGCCGCAAGAAAUGCGAUGAGCAAAGACCAACCUGUGAAAGAUGCGCCAACCUUGGCUCUGCCUGCACUUGGCCCACAUCCACCACCCAACUCAUGGAUGGCCGAAGGCGCGAGAGACGUCAAUGGAGCCCCAAGAGCCCAAUUUUAUCAAAUGAGGAUAAGGCUUUGUACACACAUUUUGCGACAACCGUGAUGCCCCGGCUUGUGCGACCGAAUUGUCCGUCGGUUUACAGUGAUCAAUCGCACAUACUCCGACUAGCCCAGGAAUUCUCUCCGCUGAUGGCAAUUAUGAUUGCCAUUGCGGCUCUUGAUCUCGGUAACGAUACACUCGCGAUGCAGCACUACCUGCAUUCGUUGCGCAGUCUGCAGGGUUGCAUAAUAGGUGCUCCCGGCACCGGGAACGAAGAUGGCUUAUUGGCGACGACGAUAUGUCUCUGUGUGUUUGAAAAUCUCCGGCCGGAUGUGCCUCCAAAUAUCGGUCUGCAUGCGAGGGCUGCUGGCGUGCUCCUUUGGCGACGACGCCCGGAAGAGACCACCCAAUCACCGUCACAGCCAGCAGUUGUAUUCGAACGAACCUGUGUGGAGUCGCUUUUGUAUCAUAGUACGCUUAUGAUGCUGUUUAAUCCCUCGCUCGAUGUGACAGCAGGCAACAUACCUCCGUAUUUUGCCUUUGCAGCCAAUGAUGGACAAGCUGUUCCGCAACCUAUCUUGGACGAAUCUUAUCAUUUCUUCAUCAUGAUUGCAAAUGUGACGCGAAUCGCUCGGUUAUCCCGCGAUCUAAGUCAAGAAGAACGCCAGAUGUGGACACGCCUUCAGAGCGACAUCCUGCAAUAUGAGCGCAAGGACGAUACUGAUAAUUCCAUGAGAAGGCUCUACUCACGAGCUGUUCGAAUUUUGCUGCUCAAAAAAGAUCCCGUGCGAAGAACUACGCAAUUAACAUCCGAAAUAAAAACCCUCUUCCACGAAGGACUGAUCAUCUUGGAGACAGUAGACAUCCAAAAUUACCUACUCGGUUAUUCUCUAUGGCCUGUGGCUGUGCUUGGUGCUGUUGCCGUGAGUGCAUCUGAACAGCACGCCAUAAACAACAAGAUUAGUCCAUGGGCUCGCAUGAGACGCGGGCAGGCAGUGCGAUUGCAAGAGCGACUGAUGAAUAUUUGGGCCUCGCCACGGGAACCCGAAGACAUGCUACAGAUGCAACAAUUACAGUUGUUAAUGAACCCUCUUGAAUCGACAUAA